Micropterus salmoides (largemouth bass) is the source of this 5300-nucleotide messenger RNA. RefSeq names its product neurotrophin 3 (gene ntf3). Gene Ontology annotation, biological process: cell surface receptor protein tyrosine kinase signaling pathway; neuron projection morphogenesis; nerve development. NCBI's taxonomy places the organism in Eukaryota, Metazoa, Chordata, Actinopteri, Centrarchiformes, Centrarchidae. The coding region runs from base 155 to 1054 and encodes 299 amino acids. The record is from RefSeq and is a predicted model, not a curated record. Gene Ontology annotation, molecular function: growth factor activity; nerve growth factor receptor binding. The transcript is spliced from 2 exons.
GAGCCUUACGCACACCCUGAUCCUCUCCACACAGAACCAGUGUGGCGCACAGACCGGCGGCAGCCCUUAGAAGUGGGAAGUUUUCGCCAAAGGAUUCUGUCUAAAAAUUAAUCACCUUCAUGUCGACUCUGUUGGAUACUAACCUGCCGAUGCUAUGGUUACCUUUAUUACGAUCUUACAGGUGAAUCUAGUGAUGUCCAUCCUGUUGUAUGUGAUGGUCCUUGUGUACCUCUAUGGUAUCCAGGCUACCAACAUGGACAGCAGUCACCAGGGGGAACAGCAGCAGCAGCAGAGUCCAGACCCUUUAAACUCCCUUAUCAUCCAGCUGCUUCAGGCUGACCUGACCAGGGGGAAGACCAGGGGGAACCAGAGCCAACAGGGGAGAAGCAGGGACACUGAGCCCCAGGACACACUGCCUCCUCUCCUCGGUGCAAACUUUCCUUUAGAGGAGCAGGGCGAUGGGGAGCAGUGGGCGACAGGGGGUCGCAGUGGCGGGAGCAGUGAGGGUAUGGUCGACCAGCAGGUGUUGUUGUUGAACUCAGACAUUCUCAGGCAGCACAAGAGGUACAACUCACCUCGGGUGCUACUGAGCGACCGGCCUCCACUGCAGCCGCCACCGCUUUACCUCGCGGACGAUUUCGUGAGCGGCGGACAGGAAGGCGGGGCCGCGGGGAACAAGACACGGAAGAAGCGUUAUGCUGAGCACAAGAGCUACCGUGGGGAAUAUUCUGUGUGCGACAGCGAGAGCCAGUGGGUGACAGAUAAAACCCAAGCAGUGGACACCAGGGGGGAUCCUGUCACUGUUCUGGCCAAAAUUAAAACCAGUGCCACGCAGGACAUCAAACAGUACUUUUAUGAGACACGCUGUCGGACCGCCAGGCCCUUCAAAGGUGGCUGCCGGGGCAUUGAUGACAAGAACUGGAACUCACAGUGCAAGACAACGCAGACAUACGUUCGAGCGCUGACACAGGUUCGCAGUUCAGUGGGCUGGAGGUGGAUACGCAUAGACACUUCGUGCGUUUGUGCAUUGUCAAGGAAACGUCAUAGGACGUAAACAAAACAAUGCAAGCCCUGCUGGGGACUAGCUGUUGGAAUUCUACUUCCUGUACAGGAUUUUAUUUCCUGUUGACAGUGCUCCCCACCACAGGAUUAUGUGUCAUGGUGGUGAAGUGCAACAUUCUGCUAUAAACUGCUACUGAAUGAAUUGUGGGUCCAUUUACAUGAUAUUUCACAUUAAUGUGCUGCAAAUCCACAAGCCGGUGCAGCACCGCUGUUACAGAAGAACUUAUUUGAGAGGGGUUGGGGAGGGAGGGAGUGAGUAUGUGAGGGGGAACUGUACAUAUAAAUUAUUUAAAUUAUAUAAAAUGCAUGUAGUUUAUACAUGUUUAUCUAUCUAUAUAUGACGUAUGAAUAUAUUUGUGUUAUUUAUUGAAAGAAGUCUUCUUCAAAAGGAAAAAAUGUCUAUAAAAGGAAUGAAACAAGCUAUGAACUCAUUUUGAGACAAUACAAUACAGAGCUGGGCUGCAAAGGUGCUUCACAGUAAGACUUUACAUGUGCCUUGACCAGUGUGGCUGUAGAGCAGAGAGACAAGACGUAGUGUCUGUCCAAUGUUUUGGAGGUGAACCUAUAACGCUGCAGGGACCUGUCCUGUCCCUGGAGAAAUAUGGGGCCCAAAUUCCCUUUAAUGGGACACAUAACUUUGUCAGACGGUACAAGGCAACCUAUGACCAAAACACAGAUUUGAGAUUUGUGACCAAACAUAUAUAUAUAUAUUUACACUGCGUUCACAAUUGACCAUGCUGUUAUGUUGUAACACACCCUAAGUUCAUUCAGUCCUCUCGGAGACCUAUUUGACAAAAUAAAAAUUUUAAUUGAUCUUGUGGAAUCUGCUGGCAGUGACUGAUAGAGACUCAAGAAAAUCCAACUGCUUGGUUUUCCUCAGACCACCUUGACUCUGUUCACCACGUUAUCAUGAGCUGUUUUUGUUUCUUCCUAUUAAUAAAAGCCUAUAUUUCUUAAAGUUGGCAGCAUUUCAUUAACAAAUAACCCUUUCAAAUUUUGAAAAAAUUAUAUGGUGAAAAAGAUUAUAUACGUAGUAAAAGCUGAUACAUUUCCUAACAAGGUUAUUAGCCAAAUAGUACUUGUUGAACAGCAGCAGCCACUGCUCUCACUCUGCUUCUGUCCUGUAUAAAAUGGAGUGGGGGAAUUUACCAGCAUCUCGUUGCUAUAUAGCUGAAUCUCUAAAAUGUCACUUUGAGAAGAAAUUUUGUUUCUGGCUUUGUGACCGUGAGAUUUUUUGUUUUUAUUAGAUUGUACAUGUACACUGGAGAGAUGGAAAUUUCACCAGAACCGUGACAGAACUCCCUCAAGUGGAGUUUUGGGGUUUUCCUACAUCAGCUGCUAAAUUAAUGUAAUACUUCAAGUUAAAUGAUGAAGUCUGUAGAUAAAAAAUGAUAUGUGUUCAUCAUAUGAUGUUUUGGUAUUUUCCGGCAAAUUGUUGAUAAAAACAAGCAUACUCAUUAUCACCAUUCCUUUAAAUGAGGAUUUUCUGCAGGUGGUGUUUCCCAGUCUUGUGUUCAGGGACUUCCAGGGAGUCCACAGUUGUGCCAGUGAGAGAAACACUGAUGGCUGAUUGGAGGUCUGAUCAAUAGUCAUUUAUUCUGCUAUCUGAUCAGAUAUUUUACACUUCACUUAUCUCACCAGUGCUCUACAGCACAGAAAGAGAACAAAUAUAUCAGACGUAACUAAAUCUUUAUCAAAUGGGGUCAGUGGUCAAAAGACGUGGAGCUGUACAAUGUACAAGAUUAGAAGUGACAAAAAGUGUGUUUAGGUGUGUGUGUGAGUCUAGAACAGCGAUACUUUAAUGUCAGAAAGUGCAGCUUAAACUCUUGGCUACUUCACAUCAUUUCAAUCACAUGGCAGACUAGACGGCAAAGAUCAAUUAUCUGCAAGACUAAUGCUGAACGGGGGCAGGAAGUAUCUAAAGAGCACUUUUAUUAUCUGAUAUUAGUUACAGUAUUUAGAGUUUGGAAAACCCAGAAUGGCAGGUUCAGAGCCAGAACCAAAGGGUAAAGUUCAAGAGCAAACUAGCCUCAGUCAUAAUGUUAUUUAUUAUUUAUUUUGUAUACAUAAAAUCAAUCAAGCCUGCAAUGUGGAACAAAGAACACAUUCUGCCUGAGAAAAGGUUUCAGAAACAUCCUAAGUGAAAAAGAAAAAUGAAUAUACAGUUUGGCUCAGAAACAAAUCUGAUUGCACACCAAGAACCUGCUGCCAUGAUAAAAAGUCACAUCUGUGACAAAAUGGUAUAAUCAUCAGAGAGAAAAGCAGGAGAUCAGCAAAAACAAAACGACAUAAAUGUAGAGAGACAGGACGGCAGAGAAAAACAGUGAAACUGAAAAAUCUAAUUAAGCAAAUCCCUAAAUGUGCAGUGAGACAGAAAGAGACCACAGGCAAUAUGACUGACAAACAUAUCAUAUGAAUCAGUCAUUAUAAAAUUCCUCAGAGGUCACUGCAGUGCACAGACAUGUGAGUGUUGAGAGUAAAGGUAUGAUGUGUAUUAAAUGGUAUGUGAGGAGACACGAAGACUUGGCCAAUCAAGAUACCGAGACGGUUUCAGUUUAUGAGCAAUAAAUAACAAAGGAUUGCUAGUGUGACAGCAACCCAUCCUGGGUUAACAUGAGCCAUGAGGUAUCAGUCAUAGCAAUAAUGAGAACUUUUAAGAACAGAUUCCACUGAGUUGUUUCAAAAUGGACUGAUUUUUAGGAAUAACAUUUUUCAAAAAAUGGAUGUACAGUGUUUGUUUACAAACACUGCCUGGGUUAGGGGACUGCAUUUUUUUCAGACAUUUUUUUCUUGUGAGUAUUGGCUUGGCAUGCAAUUGAUUGUUUUUCAACGAAUAUUUGGGUUUUAAAGGAAACAUCCACCUUUAAACACACUAACACAAUGUUGAAGAGCAUUAGUUAUUUGUGAUUGUUCUUCUACUCAUGGACCAUUGGCCAAAUAUGUGACAUCAUGUCCAGAUGUUGCAAUGAAAAGUUUGGCGGCAAAAAUGUUUCAGUGACCUAAGAGUAAGGGCUUCUUGCAAAAGCUGCAACUGUGCAUCAAUGGUUAGCAAUCCCAAUGAUUAUUUAGACACCCACAGAGCACAAAAUAGAGCAGAUAACAAUACAGCUACAGACUUGAUGAGUAAUACGUGACUCUCAUGACCAUUAAUUAAAUCUACAGCUAUAUUGAUGUUGCCAUCGUCUUCUCCAUCAACUUUCAGAUCUGAUUGCAGCAAGUUCAGAUAUGUUCUCUUAGGGCUGCUGAAAAGCACCCUGAGAAAGUAAGUCAGUAACUGAAGUGGAAGCAGUUGAAGACAUUGGAAUGUUGGUCAAGUAAAAAAGAAAAUUAUAACCCCUAAUUAGUCCCACUAAGUCCAGAAGCUCAUUCAUUUAAUACUACACCAAGCAUUAUGAACACCAUUAUCUUCCCUACAAUGACACUACUACACUAGACUACUCGUCAUAACCAUACUCUUCACACUUCUAACCAAAAACACAGAGUCCUCUUUAUGUGUCUUACUCCACAUGGGCACAUACUAUAGAUGUGAGUUAUUUUACCUUUCUGACCCAGAUUGACCCACAUGGCAAAGGAUUUGGUCACAAAUCUUGUAAUACCUAUGCAUCCACAACAGCAUCUAUAAUUUGCAGAGCAGUGCAUCUCUCAGUUGAGCUGUAAAUGUACCACAUGAUACUUUACAGUCUAUGUAAAGCUCUUAUGCAACGUUUAUUAAUUAAGUGUCUGGUCCAGGCAAUUGGUGAAAUUUUUUGCAGCUGGAUAUGAACCAAAGUCAAGCACUGGUUUCAGUCAUUCUGACACACUGAUUUUCCAUAUUUACCGAUUAAAAACAUGCUGGGAGCACUGAAUAAGAGUAUGAUUGGUUUUUUUUGGUUACAUUUAUUAAUUUUAAUUUCUGUAGCUUUAACCAAGUGUUUCAGUUGCCUAACUCAAAGGGCUGGGUUAUGCUAGAAAAUAACUUGUUUGUACGACAUGUUGUUUGACCAUGUCUGAAAUUAAAAGUGUUUGUAGUUGUUUCGAUUAGCAAACCUUAGCGGGCAGAGUGAAAUGAAGGCUGUCAUGAGUCGAGAUAAUCAUUUAGAUAUAAUGACAACAACACACAUUUUCAGUCAGUCUUCCCUUCAGGCAUUCACAGUGUUUAUCUUGGCUGUACACAUGAAAAGUGUUGGAGGUAUUUGUGAAAAGAACAAUAAAAGAGAGCUACAGAGAGAAAUUCAAACCUUUUCUCAGUUUUGCAGAAU